AUGGACACAGGACUUUAUAAUUACACAAGUGGCGAAGGGGCAGCUGAAAUAAUUUAUGUUGCUUUUGCCCUUGCGGUAAUGCAGCCAGCAUCUUAUGCAACAAAGCGGAACAGGGAGGACAGCAGCAUUCCCAACUCAAUAACCCACCUACCGCAGAAACUACUCAAAACCGCACCGAAUAAGGCCGCCGAAUUGUUAGAGACCACCUCGUCAUCUUAUGAGAGUGUUACUUCAAUUGAGGUGGACCUCUGCAAAAGAUGUGGAAGUCUCGAUAUGGACGAAAUUUUAUCGACAAGACCAAAAAGUUCACGUGGAAGGCUUGUAAAGGAUCUUGGACGUGCAGAAGCACCAAUAUUUGAUCCUUCAUGCUCUUUCUGCCGCCUGCUCUCCUCUGUAUACACUACGACUUUUGAGCCCCUCCCCGCGGGCAAUUUACUUCUCUACGCAUUUCCAUCCGACGGACGGCUUUGGUCAUUUGAGGAUCAGGUCGUGCUUCUUGCCAUCAAGCAACAAUCCACUCUAGCAGCCGACCACCAAUUACUAUGCUCUAUUUCUCCACCGAGCUAUAAAUCCAAUGGAGGCACGCUACGGGCAAGGCUGAUUGCAUCAGAUCAUAUUGAUUAUAGCAUCAUUCACGGAUGGAUCAUGACCUGCAAACAAGAUCAUCGAAUUUGUAAGCGGGUGCGACUGCAACAACCAAUGUUCCUGCGAUUCAUUGAUUGUGAAACACGAGAAAUCGUAUCAGGAGACAUCAGCUAUCAAUAUGUCGCUCUGAGUUAUGUUUGGGGCACCUCGAAUUGUCAACCUACCGCAUCCUCUGGAGAAACACUGCUAUUGGGAGAAGAUUUACGCACCAUUGAGGAUGCUAUCACGGUCACAAAAGCACUUGGCGUACGGUAUCUCUGGAUUGAUAGAUACUGCAUAAAUCAAGUCGACGCGAAAGAAAAGCACACUCAGGUCAGACAGAUGGACAAAGUUUACCAAGGAGCUUAUAUAACAAUCAUCGCGGCGGCGGGAUCUGAUCCUACUUACGGCCUUCCAGGUGUUGGCAGGACACCUCGAGUAGCCCAACCACGUGCAAGGGUGGGCAAACACAUCUUAGCGUCUCUUAUGGUGCAUCCGUCAGUUCUCAUCAAACAAUCUGUCUGGAUGUCUCGAGGCUGGACCUACCAAGAAGCGCUCUGCUCCCAGCGCCGGCUCAUAUUCACUGAUCAAUAUGUCUACUAUGAGUGCGCUGAAGCCAACUGGUCGGAGACAUGCGAUCUUGAGAGGAGUUGGUCAGGUUGGAACAUCUUCACAAAAGGACUUUUUGGCAAAUAUCCUUGGGAAGUCAUUACCUACAUUUCAGUUUAUGCCCAGCGCCAGCUUACUUACGACUCCGACGCCUUGAAUGGAAUUCUUGGCAUUCUCAGACUACUCGAAGAGGAGCCGAAAUAUCCUGUCUUCGACUGCAGCAGAAACUCAUUCGUGGAUUUUGAAACCGUGUUGGACGACUACAAGAAGGAUAGCUUUUCAUAUCCAGUCUCUCCAAUUCUUUACAUAACAGGUUUAGCUAUCGAUCUCCGCAUUCAACAUAACAACGAAAACGACCUCUUUUACACGACAAAUGAUCAUAUCCGUUCACUAUAUGUUCUGCCAAUCCUAACAUUACCGGGUUCCGAAGACAUCACUUUUCAAGUGAACAUUACCGAGAGCAUCCAGAAAUCAGAAGCUACCGAAGAGCUACUGUCACAAACGAUCAAAGGUAUAAUUUUAGGCGACAGUGCCCGGUCUACUCAAAUGAACAACAGUGGCUUGUUUAUACUUGCUGUGAAAAGAGUUAGGACAAAGAAUGGCGUGGAUGAGUACGAAAGGCUCGGCACGGGUUAUAUUGGGGUUUCAAGGCUAACCGAAUGCGCAACGCUGCAAUCAAUUUUCUUGGCUUAA
Trichoderma atroviride IMI 206040 is the source of this 1926-nucleotide messenger RNA. Lineage: Eukaryota; Fungi; Ascomycota; Sordariomycetes; Hypocreales; Hypocreaceae. The record is from RefSeq and is a predicted model, not a curated record.